CGAGCUAAGUCUCGGUCCGCCAAGGCCGGGCUACAGUUCCCUGUUGGCCGUAUCGCGAGAUACCUCAAGAAGGGGCGUUAUGCCAAACGCGUAGGUUCUGGGGCGCCAGUUUACUUAGCUGCAGUCUUGGAGUACCUCGUCGCUGAGAUUCUCGAGCUCGCCGGUAACGCUGCGCGUGAUCAUAAGAAGACUAGGAUCAUUCCUCGUCAUAUUCAAUUGGCUGUCCGCAACGAUGAGGAACUGAACAAAUUCCUCGCUGGUGUAACUCUUGCGAGUGGUGGUGUCUUACCCAACAUCCACACUACUCUUUUGCCCAAAAAGAGUAAGGGCAAGAGCUUUACUGCUUCCCAGGAGAUGUAA
Perkinsus marinus ATCC 50983 is the source of this 360-nucleotide messenger RNA. RefSeq names its product histone H2A.1, putative. The annotation marks the transcript as partial. Lineage: Eukaryota; Perkinsozoa; Perkinsida; Perkinsidae. Gene Ontology annotation, cellular component: nucleosome. The record is from RefSeq and is a predicted model, not a curated record. The transcript has a single exon. Gene Ontology annotation, molecular function: DNA binding; structural constituent of chromatin; protein heterodimerization activity.